Molecule: messenger RNA, 6649 nt
Organism: Anguilla anguilla (European eel)
Lineage: Eukaryota; Metazoa; Chordata; Actinopteri; Anguilliformes; Anguillidae
Exons: 3
Coding region: 3460-4650 (396 amino acids)
Molecular function (GO): zinc ion binding; nucleic acid binding
Source: RefSeq, a predicted model, not a curated record
CAAUAUGGCCGCGACUCAGAGAUGUGCUUACUGAAAGUGAAUUUCGGUGUAACUUUGGCUCAAAGUCAAACUAACUUUUGCAAAGAUGGAUAAUUUCGACCAAACUGAAGAGCCGGUUAUGUUAUCGCCUCAGGGCGUAAAAAGAAGAGGAAAGCUGAAACUUACUCACGUAACGUAGUGAAAAAAGCGCGUCAUAGCGGUCAGGGAAAAGUUCCCUCCAUUGCUUGUGAACACAACUCAGGAAAAGUUUGUCAGGCAUCUGCACUGUCUACCGAGGGGUUAACCAAGAUAAACCGGGUGCUUUAUUCCACAACGGAUAAAGUAAAACAGGAUGCCACUCUGUUGUCUUGCAUGGAAAUCAUGCCAGUUAAACGGCGAAGAUCUAAAGUGGAUAAUCCAAAACAGAAAACAAGGGAUCUGACGGUCAAGUACUUCGUUCUGACUGAGACUGGAAAAAUACCUGUCUGCAAAGCGUCAUUUAUGAGCAUUUUUUGCAUCAAAAAAGAUUGCCUCUGCAACAUUGCCAAAUACUGGAUGCAGAAUGGGGUGACAAUGCCUGAAAACCACGGUGGUGCUCGCAACUCAAAUGAAAAGGCAGCCAAGAGACAAGUAGUGAGAGACGACAUCAAAACAUUUCCCUGCACAGCUGGCCAUUGUGCUCGCCGUGCUACACCUGGCGGAAAUAACAUCCGGAGAAUCCGCCCCUUUCUCACCACCUGCUCAACCCAGCUCCUGGUCCAAGCAAUGGUACUAUCCCGCCUGGACUACUACAACUAUCUUCUGGCUGGACUACCGGCAUCACUGUCUCUGUCAUUUGUUGGUUCUUUGUUUAUCUGUACUUGGGUAACAGACUCACUAGUUCCCUUGCUACAUUAAACUACCUAUUUUGAAACGAAGACGUGCCUGCAUUUAUUUUUCUACUUACAAAAGUACGGCGGAAUAAAUUGAACUCUUAAAAAUUCCACAUUAUUGGCGAGCCAGCCCAAAUCCGUCGUUCUUGUUGCGUUUUUCAAAAAAAAAAAAAAAAACUGGGGAGGCUGACAUUCACGUGUGACACUGGCCUACAGAAGAGACUUUCUUUUUUACGUUGAUGCCGAAUUCAAGAAAGGAUUACAGCAAGAGGAGGACUGUUUUGGAAGCCAUUUGCCAACGCUGAAGGAAAAACGGACUUGAAGGCACGGAACGGACCACGUACAUAUACACGACAUUUGGGGGCUCGUCCGGGAUUCGAGAAAGGGAUCGCUGAAGCUCCCGGCUCCUGGAGACAGAGGCAGAGGGUACUAGCCCCUUAAAAAGCUGACAAGCUAAUCAAAAGGUAAGAGUAUUUAACUAUUUUGUUUCGGAUUGGGGCACUGUCCCCUCUGACGUCCUCUCCCUGAACGCCGGGAGUGAAAUCCUCUCGUACAACUAACCCGGACACUAACACCGAAAAUUGAGGGGAAGGAAGCAGCGAGCUCUUCCGAAAUGUACGCAACGAACCGUGAGUGAAUUGAGUGUGGUAUGAGUGAAAGGACGUCAUAAAUUGUUUUUUUUGCAAAAUGUGUUGGAAUCGGAACUAGGAAUAAUGGUUGAGUAUAUUAGUUGCAAAAUGUGUUGGAACCGGAACUAGGAAUAAUAUUUGAAUAUAUUGUUGCUGCUGAAAGGUUUACACUGAUGCUGGUGUUUUGUUGCAAAAUGUGUUGGAACCGGAACUAGGAAUAAUAUUUUAUAUUGUUGCUGCUGAAAGGUUUACACUGAUGCUGUUUUUUUUAAAAAAAAGAGGUGCCAGAGACUUGGGAGGAGAGAAACCCAAGAAGGGCCACCUGCAAGAGCUCUGGUAAAAGCGUUUGUUGGAAAAAACACUGUCCUCUGAGGUAUAAAGUAAGAGAAAAAAUUGUUGGUAAGGUAAAAUAUUGUUAAAGCUGUGCUUAUGCUUAGAUUAGAUGCUUGUGCUUGCGCGGAAAUAACGUUGUAUUGAGGCAACGGAGGUAAAAAUUGUGAUUUAUGUGUAUGUACAACUAUAAAGGAGAAGGGUGAAAAUUAAAUGAUAAAGUAAAAUAAGAAAAGAAAUGGGAAGUGUGUAGAAGGUGUGAGCGGGGGAAAAUAAGUAAAGAAACAAAGGUUAAAUAUAUAAUAAUAUAUAUAAUAAGAAAUAAAAUAAAAGUAUUAGCCUCGGCUGAGAAAAAAGGUUAUAUAAAGUAUUAGCCUCGGUUGAGAAUAAAGGUUAAAUAGUAAAAAUAUAUAAUAAAGUAUAAGUAACAAAUAAAAUAAAAGUAUUAGAAUAAACAUAAAAUAAUGGAAAAAGAAGAGAAAACGCUGGUUGAAAUAAUCACGGGAAAAUAUCCUAAAUGUGAACAGGAGAUAGAAAAUAUAUCAGAAAAAUGGACAAAAAGAACUAAAAGAAUGGCGACAAAAUGGCCUAAAGAGGGUACGUUUGAUAGGGAAAUAUGCGAUCAGAUGGGAGGGGUAAUAGCAAAUUAUAGAACAGGAGACAAGUCAGAAAAAAGAAAGCUAAAAAGAGAACAGGAAAAAACAAUUUUAGGAUGGUUUAGGUCCGCUUCCCUAGAAAAAGAUGUAGGAAUAAAAAGGGAUUGCAGUGAAAUAAUGACUCCCCCUCCGUAUGCCCCACAGUCACCGGGACAUACGGUGAUAAAAGAGAAAGGCUUAUACCCAAUAUGCCUGGUAACAUCUGCAGCGGCAGUGUAUCCGGUAGUAAAGGGACAGGUUCAAAUAAAAGGGUGGGUAGAACAUGAGGAAGGUGAGGAACAGCUCGGGAUAGAGAGAGCGCGGCUCGAGCAAGAAAAGGAAAAAAUAGAUACAAGGGUAGCAGAGCUAAGGGGAGAAUAUAAGGAAGUGGAGGAAUUAGAAGAGCCGUUAAAGGAAAAAUAUAACCAGUAUGAUGAAUACCAUAGCCGGUUAAUAAAAAAGGCAAAAGAGAUAAGAGACACUGAGAAAAAACAGCGAUCGUCUAAAAUAUGCCAAAAGCCUGAACAGGUGGGGUCAAAAAGGGACGGGGAAACAUAAAAAACGCGAAACUGCGGGGUGGGGAAACAUUAGAUGGGAAAAGCUCCCGUAUAACACGUGGGAAGAGCUGAAGCAAAAAAUUACCAAGAGAACAGAUUCCCGAGAUAAACAUAAGCUAAGUUUAACAAAAGGCACUACAAAUAAAAACCAAAUCCCCCAAGCAGAAUAUAAAUUAGAAUACAAUGAAGGGGAGGAGGAGUUCUCCCCAGCAGAAAAAAGUGAGGCAAGCCAGGCAAGUAAUAGCGAGGCAGAAGAGUCAGACGGGGUAGAGGGGCCUGCACAGGUUGGGGGGGGACCUUAGCUGGGCGAUAUCAAAACGUAAGAGAAAGACCGCCAACCCGGCGUAACCCAGCAGCAGAAGGAUAUAGCCAUAAUGCUAAAAAGCCCAAUACUAUAGCACCAUUGUUGAUUAGGGAAGGGGGUGUACCCCGAUACAUUCCCUGGUCCAGCCAAGAUAUGCAUAAUGUAAUAACCAAUCUCCUUGAUUUGCAGAAUGGAGCGAGCCACUGGAUCAGGGUGCUGGAGGAGGAGAUGAUGGGCCGGAUCCUGGCUGUGGGGGACCUGAAGGCUCUCCUGGGAAAGGUUGUGGGGAUGGAAACAAUGCUGGACAUAUUUGAGCAGGCUGGCUUUGACAGAAACCAUGCGCAGUCUCCAGCAGUGGACGGUGGGCCGUUUGAUAACGUGCGUGGGGUUGUUUGGACUGCUCUGCGAGCCCUGUAUCCCGCACGACCGGACAUAACGACCUUAACGGGACCGCCGUUAAAAGACAAUGAACCACCGGCAACAUACAUCUACACGCAGUUGCGCAGGUGGAGAUUGAUAACUGAAAGGGACGUACAGGCAGAUCCCAUAAUGACCACCCUCUUCCGCAAAGCCAUCCGGGAGGGGAUGUCACAGGAAGUGGGGCGCCGCCUCGAUGAGGUGGUGGGACUGAACACCAUGACACACAGAGAGUUUGUGGAUCACGUGGUGCAUGCUGUAGAAAGGCAGCGGAAAGAGGGGAAAAAGCUGGAAGAUCAAACAAAAGACAUUCAAAGGAAGCUACUGCAGUUGCAGCUGGAGGAGCUGAGAGCCAAAGAAAAAAGGGUGAAAGAAAUAAAAGAGCUGGAUAAAGAAAAAGAGGCGAAAAAAGUGGCAUCUGUGAAAAUACAGAAUAUGGACAAUGGAUUCUUUGACUUUGAAGCCACCCGCCCGCCUGAACCAUGGAGCAGCCGGAUGGUGCCCCAGCCGACGGUGGUCUACGACUUCUCCGGCAUCCCUCACCCAGUGGCCAUGCAAGGUAAUAUGAAAGGGGGGGGCCCACAACCGGGUGGGAAUCAAAGGGGGGGAGGGCCAGGGAAUGGUGGUCAAAAUAAUCAGUGGAAAGGGCAGCAGAAUCAGAAUAACAACAUGCAAAAUAGAAAUUGGAACCAACAGAGUUUUCCUAAUCAACAGAGACAGGGCCCCAUAAUUUGCUAUGGAUGUGGUCAGGAGGGGCACAUAAAAAGAUGGUGUCCAAACACCCAAGGGAUGUACCCAGGUAACCAGGGGACCUGGGUACCUAAUCAGGCUCAACAAUUGCAGGGUUACCCCAACUUGGCCCCACCUCCCCAGGCUAGGCCCCCAUAUCAGAGUGGGGGACCUGUAAAUUACCAAGGUGCCCAAUAGGGGUGCCCAGAGAACCCAGGCAGAGUAGGGCAGCAUGUAAUGAUAACAAACGGGCCAGAACAAGAACCUAUAAUAAAUGUACAAAUCGGAGGAAAAAUUGUCCCUAUGAUGAUAGAUACUGGAGCAACAUGUACAUGCAUUAGGAAAGAAUAUGUCUCACAUCUGCCACUGUCGGGAGAAGUUAUUCAAACAGUAGGGUUCUCUGGGAAAACAAUGUUAAGCCCGACCACAAAACCGGUAUUAAUAAAAAUAGGCGCAAAAGAAGCAAAAUUAGAGGUAGUAGUAUGCAAAAAUUCCCCCGUAAGAGAUGCAAUUCUGGCCUUAGGACUAGAAUUAAACUGUGAAGGAGGGGGCAUAGAUUUAACAAGAAUGUACUAUAUGAGAAGUGAAAACCUCCACAUGGCAAAUGUAUAUUGGGUAGGGGAUAUUAAGACGCAAGUAAAAGACCAAGUGUGGAGCACUUGGCAAAAAUAUGUUGAGGCUCAGAUCCUGCAGGCAACUGAGCCAGAAUAUGACUUACAUUGUACUAUGAGGUUUGAUCCCUACCAGGACCUAGAUCUAGAAAGAGAGUGGAGUAAGGGAAAAGGAGAAAGACAAUAUUUGGUGUCAACUGCGCUCCUGAUAGGACAGGAAGGAGCAGCAUUAAACAUAGCAAGAACCCCAUGGAUUGAGCAGUGGUUUCAGGACGAACGUGCGGCCCCACACAUAACGUUAAAAGUCAAUCCAGGGUACAAAGCUAAGGACUUAGGUCCUAUGGUUAAGAGAGCAGAAGAGCUCCAGUUCAGGCCAACAGAAAAUUCUUUAAUUUGGUGCACAGCAGAUCAAAAAAUGAUCAAAAUUAUGGUAAGUGCUCAGAUGUGGGGAAAGCCCCAAUUGGUGAGGGUACCGUGGGAAGAGGGUACAAAACGAGAAAUCUCAAAAGUGUGGUGUUGCAAUAUGUUGAUGACUUAUUAAUAUGUGCAGAUACAAAAGAGCAGUGCAUAAGCGACAGCAUGAAACUGCUGGAGAAACUGGCAAAGGUGGGACACAAGGUGUCCAGAAGAAGCUGCAGCUCUGCUCUCAGGAGGUGAAGUACUUGGGAAGAGUAAUCACGGCUGGCGGUAAGAGAAUGUCAAAUAAACAGUUGGAGACAAUAAUGAAAGUUCCGCUACCACAGACAGUGGGACAAAUGAUGACAUUCUUAGGAAUGACGGGUUUAAGCAUGGAUUGGGUGGAAGGGUAUUGUGAAAAUACGCAACCACUAAGAAAGAUAAUGAAGGAGGUUAGGCAGGAAAAACUGUCGAAUAAAGGGCGAUGGGGAAGUUGGCUGGCAAAAAUAGGACUUGCAGUGGGGAUAACACUGAUAGUGGUAUCUGGUGUUGCUGUCUUGUAUCCUCUCUCUCUUGAGAUCCUCUCUCCACAGGGCUAUAGGCAUCCAAUUGAUGUCAUACAGGGUGACUAACACAGGAUCCAGGCGCCAGACGGGUGAUUCCAGUUUCCGGCGGAUGCUGUCACAGCCCAGGGAGACGGGGAGAGCGGAGGGAUGGCGGACGCUGUCACAGCCCAGGGAGACGGGGAGAGCGGAGGGAUGGCGGAUGCUGUCACAGUCCAGGGAGACGGGGAGAGCGGAGGGACUGCGGGCGCUGACACCAGUCCAGGGAGCAACAGCACCAACAGUGCCCCUACGGGUCCAGUACGAGAAUCGCAGGCCGGCUUUCCAGUGGAGUGACGCGCAGACCGCAUACUCUGGUUGGAAGAUAUACCAGGAGCCCACCAACUACGAGGACUGCGGCAAAUCAUCGUGCUACGAAUCAACGUGUUAAGAAACUGUGUAUGAUAACUUUGUUGGGUCACUUAGAAUAAUAUAUACAGCUUUGAUAUGUAUAAUCAAAUUUUGCGACUGGAGAGAGUGUUGGAGGAACCAUGGGAACAACGUUACAUUGAGGAAUCUGAUACAUUUGGAUGCUGCUAUGGCAGCAGGGGAUGCGCAGGCACCCAACGUAAUAUACAUGGGGUGGUG